This is a messenger RNA of Piliocolobus tephrosceles (Ugandan red Colobus), 966 nucleotides long. It is a transcript of the gene OR10H3, whose product is annotated as olfactory receptor family 10 subfamily H member 3. Gene Ontology annotation, biological process: G protein-coupled receptor signaling pathway. Lineage: Eukaryota; Metazoa; Chordata; Mammalia; Primates; Cercopithecidae. Gene Ontology annotation, molecular function: olfactory receptor activity; G protein-coupled receptor activity. Gene Ontology annotation, cellular component: membrane. The record is from RefSeq and is a predicted model, not a curated record.
AUGCCUGGUCAGAACUACAGCACCAUGUCUGAAUUUAUCCUCUUUGGCUUCUCAGCCUUCCCCCAGCAGCUCCUGCCUGUCUUGUUCCUGCUGUAUCUCCUGAUGUUCCUGUUCACAUUGCUUGGCAACCUUCUCAUCAUGGCCACAAUCUGGAUUGAACACAGACUCCACACACCCAUGUACCUCUUCUUGUGUGCCCUCUCCGUCUCUGAGAUUCUGUUCACUGUAGCCAUCACCCCUCGCAUGCUGGCUGAUCUGCUCUCCACCCAUGGUUCCAUCACCUUUGUGUCUUGUGCCAGUCAGAUGUUCUUCUCCUUCAUGUUUGGCUUCACUCACUCCUUCCUUCUCAUGGUCAUGGGCUAUGAUCGUUACGUGGCCAUCUGCCACCCACUGCAUUACAAUGUGCUCAUGAGCCCCCGUGACUGUGCCUGUCUUGUGGCCUGGACCUGGGCUGGUGGCUCAGUCAUGGGGAUGAAGGUAACAAUGAUAGUUUUUCACCUCACUUUCUGUGGGUCUAACGUGAUCCACCACUUUGCCUGUCAUGUGCUUUCCCUCUUGAAGUUGGCCUGUGGGAACAAGACAUCAUCUGUCAUCAUGGGUGUGAUUCUGGUGUGUGUCACAGCCCUGAUAGGCUAUUUAUUCCUCAUCAUCCUCUCUUAUGUCUUCAUUGUGGCUGCCAUCUUGAGGAUUCCCUCUCGAGGCCGGCACAAGACUUUCUCCACGUGUGUAUCCCACCUCACUGUAGUGGUCGUGCACUAUAGUUUUGCCUCCCUUAUCUACCUCAAGCCCAAGGGUCUCCAUUCUAUGUACAGUGAUGCCUUGAUGGCCACCACCUAUACUGUCUUCACCCCCUUCCUUAGCCCAAUCAUUUUCAGCUUAAGGAACAAGGAGCUGAGGAAUGCCAUAAAUAAAAACUUUUACAGAAAAUUCUGUCUUCUAAGCUCCUGCGUGCCAAUUUGGUGGUGA